Molecule: messenger RNA, 908 nt
Organism: Dendrobium catenatum
Lineage: Eukaryota; Viridiplantae; Streptophyta; Magnoliopsida; Asparagales; Orchidaceae
Product: auxin-binding protein ABP19a-like
Exons: 2
Coding region: 114-737 (207 amino acids)
Cellular component (GO): cell wall
Molecular function (GO): manganese ion binding
Source: RefSeq, a predicted model, not a curated record
CCUCUUUAAAACCCCCAAACCUUCUAUCACUACCCUACCCUCACUUCACACCACCGAACCAACAAUUUAAAUUAAAAAUAAAAUAAAAUAAAACCAUUAUUCAAACAAAAACCAUGUUUCCCCUACCCCUUCUCCUCCUCCUCCUCCUCCCCUACCCCUCCUCCGCCGCCGACUUCUGCGUCGCCGACUUCUCCGGCCCCACCUCCCCCUUAGGCUUCUCCUGCAAGAAGGAAUCCGCCGUCACCGCCUCCGAAUUCGUCUUCUCCGGCCUUGGCGCCGCUGGCAACACCAAUAACAUCAUAAAAGCCGCCGUCACUCCCGCCUUCGCCGGUCAAUUCGCCGCAGUCAACGGCCUCGGAAUCUCCGCCGCCCGCCUCGACCUCGCCCCUGGCGGCGUCGUCCCCCUCCACACCCACCCUGCCGCCUCCGAGCUCCUUGUCGUCACCCAAGGAGUCAUCUCCGCAGGCUUCAUCUCCUCCGCCAAUACUCCGUAUACCGCCACUCUCAGAAAGGGCGACGCCAUGGUUUUUCCUCAGGGCCUCCUCCACUACCAGGUGAAUGCCGGCGGGAUAACGGCCGUCGCCAUUGUGAGCUUUAGCUCGCCCAGCCCGGGGUUGCAGAUAACGGACUUCGCGCUGUUUGCUAACAAUAUUUCGACGCCGUUAAUACAGAAGGUUACGUUCCUCGAUGCUGAGCAGAUUCUGAAGCUGAAGAAGGUGCUUGGUGGAAGCGGGUGAGCGCUGCAAUUUUCGAAAUAUUAGGGGGCUAUGUGUUGUUAUUUUCGGGAUUUUCAUUUGUGAUUAGUGUUGUUUUUGUGCGUGUGAUUUCUUCGGUGCGUUGUCUAAUUAGUAAAAUUGGAAAUAAUUAGUUAUUUUCUUUGAUGUGGACAAUUUCUAAAUUGUUUUUUA